AUGGGAUUACCAACCGAACAACUCUCUAGAUUUCAAAACAACCGACUUGAAGAUUUAUGGUACGGUCCGCUUGAAGAACUCGCGCUAUUCAAUUUCUGGAAACUUAUCAAAGAUAAAGCUGAAGGAUUGAUUUUUACUGAACCCCUGAAUCCCGCCGACAGUAUCAUCUUGAAUUCCGUUCUCGAUCAGGACGGCGACUGCGUGCUGCAAGCGGAUAGUGCUUCCAACGAUGAUGCUGGUCAAGAUGCUUCCAACAAAGGUGCCAUAUUCCAUGAUGUUUCUGAUAGAAAUCCAGUUUCGGCAUCAGAAUCUCCAAAACAUAUCCAACUACAUGAUUCCGCAGAGCGCGUACCAUUGGAUAUAAUAUCCGACCCAGUAUCGAAACCCGAAGAUCCUUUCGACAAAGUGUUGAUCUGGCCAAGAAUCGAUUCAAGUGUAUCAAAGGAGCGUAAACGUCGUGGUCUUGGUCAUGUACCAUCGGUAGCUACCAGUGAGAGAUGGUUGCAAUGGUUUCAGAAUAAGGAUCAUGAUAAGCAGGAAAAGGAGGAAGCCAAAAGGGCCCGGAUGGAACAGCGAAAAAUUCAGAAAGAAGAAAAGAUCGAAUUGAAGCGCCAAACAGCAAUAAAAAAAGAGCAGGAGAAGAGAGAUAAGGAAGCUGCUAAAAGGGACAGACUUGAAGCCCUUAAGCUGCAGAAAGAGAAAAAGGAUGAACGAGAUCGCCAAAAGGAAAUUCCAACGAAGAAGAAGAAGCAAACACAGAGAAACCAGAAGAAAACUACAGUUGAGUCUCGUUCAGCUAACAAUUAGUUAGUAAACACGGAACUUUUCUUGAACGUUUUUAUAAUUUCGUUUCGUAUUUUUUUAUUUGGAA
Molecule: messenger RNA, 871 nt
Organism: Armigeres subalbatus
Lineage: Eukaryota; Metazoa; Arthropoda; Insecta; Diptera; Culicidae
Product: 28 kDa heat- and acid-stable phosphoprotein homolog
Exons: 3
Coding region: 1-807 (268 amino acids)
Source: RefSeq, a predicted model, not a curated record